GGCUCCUUCCCUCCCCCGGGCCCGGACCCUUCACCGCCGCCCGGCCCCGCUGUUGUUGCCGCUGUUGCCGCCGCUGUUGUUGUUGUCAGCGCCGGGAGCGAGUGCAGGCCCCGCUGCUGUAGCCGCCGCUGCGCCGCCAUGUCCAUCUUCCAGUCGGCCAUCGACUUCCUGGCGGGCUCCCAGGGCCCGGCCGGCGGCCGCGACCACAGCGACUUCGUGGGGCAGACGGUGGAGCUGGGGGAGGCCAAGCUGCGGAUCAAGCGGGUCAUCGCCGAGGGUGGCUUUGCGUUUGUUUAUGAAGCCCAGGAUCUUGGUAGUGGGAGAGACUAUGCGUUAAAGAGACUUCUAUCAAACGAGGAAGAGAAGAGUAAAGCAAUAAUUCAGGAAGUUUGUUUUAUGAAGAAACUUUCAGGGCAUCCUAACAUUGUACAGUUCAGCUCGGCAGCUUCUAUAGGAAAAGAAGAAUCUGACACUGGACAAGGAGAAUACCUUAUACUCACAGAACUAUGUAAAGGGCAGCUGCUUGAGUUUAUAAAGAAGGCUGAAGCAAAUGCCACCCUGUCAUGUAAUACAGUGCUGAAAAUAUUCUACCAGGCAUGCCGUGGAGUGCAACACAUGCACAAACAGAAACCACCAAUCAUUCAUCGAGAUCUGAAAGUUGAAAACCUCUUGGUCAGUAACCAAGGAACAAUCAAGCUGUGUGAUUUUGGCAGUGCCACCAGCAUCGCACACUAUCCAGACUAUAGCUGGUCCGCGCAACAGAGGGCAAUGGUAGAAGAGGAGAUUACACGGAAUACAACGCCAAUGUACAGGACACCAGAGAUAAUUGACCUUUAUUCCAAUUACCCGAUCAAUGAGAAGCAAGAUAUUUGGGCCUUGGGUUGCAUUCUGUACAUGUUGUGCUUCAAGCAACACCCAUUUGAAGAUGGAGCUAAACUUGGAAUAGUGAAUGGAAAGUACUCUAUUCCUGCAAGUGAUACGAAAUACAAUGUUUUUCACGACCUCAUUCGUAAUAUGAUGAAGAUAAAUCCCCAGGAGAGGACGAGUAUAACCGAGGUUGUGAACCAGCUGCAGGAGAUAGCUGCUGCGAGGAAUAUUAAUCUGAAAUCUCCGAUCACAGAGUUCCUGGAGCAGAAUGGAGGAAUCAGCAACAGCACGGUAGCAAGUUCAAAGCCGCAUUGGAACAAGCCGGGAGGACCUCUGAACAAUGUGCAUAAUGCAGGUGUUGAAAAUGACGUGUCACACCAGGGAGGGUUGUUUGACAUACUCAAAGGAGGCACGGAGAGGUUCCUGACGAACAUCAAGGAUACAUCCUCAAAGAUGAUCCAGUCAGUUGCCAAUUAUGCGAAAGGAGAUUUGGACAUUUCGUACGUAACCUCUAGAAUAGCCGUUAUGUCGUUUCCAGCUGAGGGUGUGGAGUCGGCCAUCAAGAAUAACAUUGAAGAUGUCAGGUUGUUUCUAGAUUCCCGGCAUCCAGGUCAUUAUGCUGUUUAUAAUCUCUCUCAGCGCUCGUACAGAUCAUCCAGAUUCCAUAACAGGGUUUCGGAAUGCGGUUGGCCUACGAGACGUGCCCCAAGUCUGCAAAAUCUGUACAACAUUUGCAAGAAUAUGCACUUGUGGUUGAAGCAAGAUACAAAGAAUAUUUGUGUUGUCCAUUGCCUUGAUGGCCGAGCAGCAUCCGCAGUGGUAGUCUGUUCCUUCCUCUGCUUUUGCCGCCUCUUCACCACGGCUGAAGCUGCCGUGUACAUGUUCAGUAUGAAGAGGUCACCACCCGGUAUCUGGGCUUCCCACAAAAGGUAUGUGGAAUACAUGUGCGACAUGAUGGCAGAAGAACCGAUAAUCCCACAUAACAAAUGCAUCCUGAUCAAGUCCAUUGUGAUGACACCAGUUCCUCUAUUUAACAAACAACGCAAUGCCUGUCGGCCAUUUUGUGAGAUAUAUGUCGGCGAUGAGCGGGUGGUGACCACCUCCGAAGAAUAUGAUAAACUGAGGGAAUUUAAAGUCGAAGAUGGCAAGGCAAUAAUACCACUGAGUUUAAGUAUCCAAGGUGAUGUCCUUAUCGUGAUCUUUCACGCCAGAUCAACACUUGGAGGAAGACUGCAAGCAAAGAUGACUUCAAUGAAGAUGUUUCAGAUUCAGUUCCACACUGGAUUUGUGCCCAGAAAUGCUACCUCAGUCAAGUUUGCAAAGUAUGAUCUUGAUGCAUGCGACAUCCAGGAGAAAUAUCCCGACCUCUUCCAAGUAACUCUGGAGGUGGAGGUGGAGCCUCAGGAGAACUCCAGGAGUAACCUUCCACCCUGGGAAAACUUUAUGACAAAGGGCCUCAAUCCGAAGAUCCUCUUCUCCAGUCGCGAAGAACAGCAGGAGAUGCUUUCUAAAUUUGGGAAACCUGAGCUGCCUCGACAGCCAGGGUCAACAGCACAGUACGAUGCGGAGAGCCCGAAAUCGGACCGCGCUUCAGAGAACACAAGUGAAGACGAGGCAUCGCAUCAGAACAGCGAUACUUCCAACAGCUUUUUCGAGACACUAAAUUGGGAAGCAGAGGGAAGAGAGGGAAGAGAGGAUGCCGGGACUGCCGAGGAACAGUCUCCAGAUGAUGAUCAUCCGGACCUGGAGGAGGAAUGCAGUCCGUCGGAAGACGACUUUGCGGCUUUCUCCAGUGAACGCAGUUUCGUGAGGGCCGAUGAGCCGGAGAGCCCAACUCAGCCCGACUCGGAACAAGUGAGCAAGGUCAGUUUCUUCUUCGAGGUGGACAUCGACGAGGCAGCGGAGCAAGGCGCGAGGCGUUCUUCCGAGGACAGCGUGGACCUGCUGGGUCUCAACAGCGCCGACCAGCCCGACGUGGCUCCUCCGGCAGUGGAGAUGAUGAGCUCGUCCAGCAACGCCGACCUGUUGAGCGAUUUGUUUUCCGGAGCUCCGCCUGACGUGCAGCACGAUAGCUCCACGGACCUCAUUGGGGGAGGGGACGAUUUCUUCUUCAGCACAGCACCUCCACCGUCGGUGGAACCAGUUCCUGCAGUUCCGCCACCACAGGCUUCAGCAGACUCCUUUGAUCCGUUUGGUACUGGAUUGCUGACAGACACGCCCGAUCAAGCCGAGCCAGACUUAUUUGGAGAGUUUUUCAGUCCUAAUCCCACGUCUGUUUCAUCCACAAAUGGUCUGCCUCACCCAUCCUCCAGCUCAGAUUUCUUCAACAUGGGGGCGGCAGGACCACCCGAGUCUUUGAAAGUAUCUUCAUCUGCUAGUCAGCCCGAUCUGAUGAGUAACUGGGAAGUAUGGGCCACCAACACCAGCUCAGCUCCACAGCAGAAUAACCAAGCUGCCUUCAACACUUCAGUACAAAGUUCAAGUUUCACUUCAUCCUCUGCACCUGUGGCUUCAUCAGGUACAUCGUUUGGUCAGUCAAAGUCACAGAGCUUUGAUCCGUUCGCUGAUAUCGGUAACCUUGCCUCAGGUUUAUCAGGUUCGGCGAGUGGAGGGUUCACAUCAGGAGGGACAAGUGCUCAGAAGGCCACCCAGCCAGCAAUGGGCAGCAGUCCGUGGCAAGCAGGUCGGACAUUGGGCGGCAGCACUCCGUCACGGCAGCAGGUACCACCCCCAAGGCCAGCACGGGCAAAAACAGCAGCCCAGAACAAACCUAACUACAACUUGACUUUCAGCGUGAUCGGAAGACGGGAAGAACGAGGCAUUCGAGGGCCUGGAUUUGCAGGACCAAAGCCGAAAGUAUCUGCAAGUGACUUUCAGGAUCUGUUGUCGGAUCAGGGAUUUUCCAGUCUGUCGGAUAAAAGAGGACCAAAAACGAUUGCUGAAAUGCGACGGGAAGAGAUGACUAAAGAAAUGGAUCCUCUCAAAUUAAAGAUCUUUGACUGGAUUGAAGGAAAGGAGAGAAAUAUAAGAGCUUUAUUGUCAACUCUGCAUACAGUACUAUGGGAAGGUGAAACCAAGUGGAAACCCGUGGGCAUGGCAGAUAUAGUAAACCCAGACCAAGUGAAGAAAGUCUAUAGAAAAGCAAUACUUGUGGUUCACCCUGACAAGGCCACAGGUGAGCCAUAUGAAGAGUAUGCCAAGAUGAUCUUCAUGGAGUUGAACGAUGCUUGGACGGAAUUUGAAAAUCAAGGAUCAAAGGCACUCUUCUGAAGUUAUAAACUGGUUGGUUGUGACAAAAGAGGCUGCUCAAAGUGCUGUUUUAUCUUCUCCAGGAAGGGCACUUGCAAAGGAUCGUACCUUCGGAUGUCUUCAUGCUCAUGGAAUAUCACUGCAGAAAUGCUGUUUAAAGUGCACAGUUCCUUUCACAAUGGUUUUUUGCUGCACGUCCUGAAGACAAUCCUACACUGAAACGGAAAUGACAGAAGGGUCAGAAAACCACAUUUUUAACUUUAAAAAAAAUGAUUGCAGUAAAAUCGGGUUGUGAAGCCCUCGCAAAAAUCUCGACUGUUCUUUGAUACAGAGAUGGAAAUGUUUCAAGACACCAGUGGAAGAAUUAAGUAAGAUGAGGUCCAGUUCUAAAAACACAUAGUUGUAGACUUAGUAAGUGCAGUUAAAAUAUUCAACAAUCCUUUACCUUUGAAAGCAAAAAAAAAGAAGCAUUCCUGUUGGCAUGUUGCAUCCCCUCUUCCCACCUUCUCUAGGCUUUGUUCAUAUUUGUUUACCAUGUCUGCCUGUUAAUUUAUCACCCAGCCUUUCGUUUAAUUUCAUUCCCACCCAAAAAAAGGUCACCGGCCAGAAAUGAUGUUCAUUUUCUUUGCCUGUGUGGGCAAUAAUUUAUCUUUUUGACAUUAGAGAUUUCCACGAGCAAGUCCUUGCGUACUCAUUCUUGAUUUUUGUAAUAAUGUAAAGUUACUGUUUGUGAUUAAAUGUUAUGUGCUGUGAAUUACGGGGUUGCCAUACUUUGAAGCAUAAUGCCGAGAGAUGUCACUGACCACAUACUAAGGACCAGCAGAUCAAUGCUGCAGUUUUACCAUGAGGUCAAUGAGUUUCAAGCAUUGACCAGCACCUGUGAGAAAUGAUUUGCAUUAACUUAAAGUGAAGUGAAUGUUAGAUUUAUCUUAUAAAGAAAAUUUGAGUGUAUCCAGUUUGCAUUCCAACCCGAGGGAAUUGCUCUUUGAGCACUACUUUCCACGAGGUGAAACUUAGGAAGAUUUUUCCUGUGUGUUUAGAAAGGAGAAUGUCUUCUGCUGUCCUUUCAAAUGUCUUAUCUCGUGCUCUUUUUUUUUCCAUCUAGAGAUGUUUGAAUAGUUUUUUAUCCUGUAAUUGAAAUGUGUGAUUGCCGAGGCUGUUCAAGAACUGAUAUUGCGUUACAGUAUCAAAGUCCUUUAUAUCUGCCUCUUGAUUUUAAAGUUGGUUUGGAUUCACCCAGAUGUGGCAUUUUGUGCUGAAUUGAUUUGCAGCUUAGUGGAUUUUGGUGCACCAUGUUUUCAUUUGCUUUGUGGGAACCAACAGACAUUCAGCUUUCCCUAUACAACGCGACAGACAUUGUAUUUAUAGAUCUGAAUCAACUAGGCAUGUUUCCAUGGAAAAAUGGAUUCUUGACACAUAUGUUUAUACAAAAUAUGAGUUAAUGACUUGAUUGUUGGUGAAUGAAGAAAAAUGAAUUUGUAUUACAAACACUUCCAAAUAUGGCGUAUUGACACGCAUUUCCUUAAUGUGUUACUCCCAGUAUCCCCUGGUAUUCUAAUGAUUUCUAAACCACUCAUGCCUAUUUGGAUUUUGUUACCGCCAUGCAUGAUACCUUAGCGGAGAGAGAGGAACGAAAUGGGUCAGGCUGCUACUUAUCCACCGUCGGUGCAGCCGUGCAUUGUAAAGUACAUCUCCCAUUCACAUUUUUUUCACCAGUCUGCAAGGAGCUUUAUUUACAACCAGAACGAAACUGUCCAACCCAACGUCCACCAUUUGAAUUUGAAGUGGGAAUUCACCCAGCCAUGUGUGUUUAUCAUGGGAUGUCCAGUGCAGAUCCUGACACCAGGACACUAGACCACACAGUAUUUAACCCAGAAGCCACACUUCUGAUACCAUUGUGUUGAAGAAUGUUAACCUUACAAAACUGUAUAUGGUGUGAGACUCGUAAGUUUUUCAGAUGGGCAGAAGUUUUAUCACGUAACUGUUUGAGAAUAAUAAUGAACAAAGGCCUGUAAUGUGGCUUCUGGGAUCGUUUCAAAGCUGAACUGUUAGCAUGCAGUUAGCAACACUACAGCUCCACGAAGCAGAUACUCAUGGUAUCUUUUUUUUGGUAUUGGUUUGAAAUGGUGUGGCUGAAAUGUUUCCUGAAAGAGUACACAUGAAGGCUGAAGCAAGAUCCAAGUUUUUCGUAAAUUUGUAUAUUUUGGCAUUGUGUAAUGAAGGAUACGUCAUGUAAUUUUUUUUUCUGGGAACAAGGAGUUAAAUAGGAAGCGAUAUAUAGCAGGGGCCUUGCAUUGCUGGAUGGGACACUCCUUAGAUAGGAUUGGAUGGGCAGAUAUUAGGCAUUGCAGCCAUUUUAAAGCAUUAAGAGUAAAUUUCAAGUGCAAAAGGGGAGAUGUUUGCUCUUCAGUUUACCUUAAUUUAUGGGAAAUAAUUUGAUUGCACAAUUACUUUUAAAUCUAAUAUAGUCUUAAUCUGUGUAAUUCUUAGGGGAUAUAUUGAAGGGAUUUGCAUAAAAUCUUAUUUUGGACAGCUAUCAGAAAAUAUGUUACGCAAGUUGCAUUUUUAAUAUGGAAAUAUUGUAUUAUCUAUAGAUUGUACAACACCAUAUAUGUAUAUAUAGAACAAACUGAAUUGAAGCCUCAAACAUUGUUAGAAAGGUUUCGUGUAAGAAACAUAAUAUAAACUUUGUUAAUUUAGUCACAUACUUCUUUAUCUGGAAAUAAGUGUCUUAUUUGUGAAUGACUUUAAUGGCUAAUAAAACAAGAUUGAUUUAUUUAGUUGUGUGCUGCCUCACUUCUCAAGUCUACCAGAUUAAGUUUGCAUAAAAUGUGCCGGAUUUUGUUUUGUGCAUUUAUUGUGACGUGCACACAUCUUUUCCUUAUUUGAGCUCUCGGUUAUUGCCUCUAUAAAAUCAGUUAAAUUAAUUAAUUGUUUUAUUCACUUGAUUGAUAUGAGGUCAGCAAGGUGGGCUAACAUUUAAUUGACCAUCACUAACUGCCCUUGAAAAGGUGCUGGUGAGCUGGCUUCUUGAACCACUGCAGUCCUUGGGAUGUGGGGACAAGUACAAUGCUGUUGGUGAGCGAGCUGUGAGAUUUUGACCCGCGAUGAUGAAAGAAUGGCAAUAGUUCAGUUUAAUUUAUUAUUAUCACGAGAUACAAUGAAAAGCUUUUUGUGCGAGCUAUCCACUCAAAGAAAAUACCAUAUGU
Leucoraja erinaceus (little skate) is the source of this 7325-nucleotide messenger RNA. RefSeq names its product cyclin G associated kinase (gene gak). Gene Ontology annotation, biological process: protein phosphorylation; regulation of clathrin-dependent endocytosis; positive regulation of Notch signaling pathway. The record is from RefSeq and is a predicted model, not a curated record. Gene Ontology annotation, molecular function: ATP binding; AP-2 adaptor complex binding; protein serine/threonine kinase activity. The transcript is spliced from 28 exons. Gene Ontology annotation, cellular component: cytoplasm. Bases 139 to 4137 code for a protein of 1332 amino acids. Lineage: Eukaryota; Metazoa; Chordata; Chondrichthyes; Rajiformes; Rajidae.